Messenger RNA from Puccinia triticina, 3360 nucleotides. RefSeq lists its product as uncharacterized. Gene Ontology annotation, cellular component: cytosol; nucleus. Gene Ontology annotation, molecular function: protein phosphatase regulator activity; protein phosphatase binding. The record is from RefSeq and is a predicted model, not a curated record. The transcript has 8 exons. Bases 1 to 3360 code for a protein of 1119 amino acids. NCBI's taxonomy places the organism in Eukaryota, Fungi, Basidiomycota, Pucciniomycetes, Pucciniales, Pucciniaceae.
AUGGCCUUCUGGAAGUUUGGCUUCCACGCGCAGUCGGCCAUCGACUCCAUCCUCUCCACAUCCACCGCCAACCAGCACCAUGCCCACCCCGGCGCCGGGUGCUCAGCCCCCUCGCUCUCGAACCCCUCGCUGCUGCUCGACAAGCUGCUGGAGGAGGACGACCUGCUGCAGGAGAUCAAGGCCCAGCAUCCGAAGCUCGUCGAGUUCCUCGGCACCCGCCAGGUCGUCGGCCGCAUCCUCGGCUACGUCUCCGGCGUGAUCUUCGACGACGAGGACGAGGACCGUCUGGCCGAGAACUCCGACUCCACCCUCAGCCGGCUCUCCUCAGCCCAUCCAGCACCCUCCCAGCUGCCCGAGCCCGCCGCCCCCGCCGAGCCCCAUCCUGCACAGCCCGCCGCGGCCGUCAUGGGCUACGGCGGCGCCCUCUUCAACUCCUUCCGGACCAGGGUCGUCAGCGACACCAUCGGCGCCCUGCUCAUGGAUGCCCUCGACUCCGAAGGCCGCACGCCCGAGGACCGCGCCAAGGCCGAGCGCCGCAAGAUUCGCUACCCCUACCUGUGCACCGAGAUCCUCGCCUCCGACCUCUGGAGCGUCACCAGCCAGAUCUUCAGCGACUUCCCCCGCCUCAGCCUCCUCACCCGCUUCUGGGACGCCGUCCUCGACCAGCCUCCGUCGGCAACCGCCUCCAAAUCCGUCCAGAUCGGCUACUGGGCCAAAGCCAACAUCACCCUCAUCAACGCCAAGCCCAGCGAGAUGAUGUCCUUCAUCCGAUCCUAUCCCAACCUGAUCCCCAAGCUUCUCGCCCACUUCAACUCCUCGCCGAUCGUCGACGUGCUCAUGCGGAUCAUCCAGUCCGAACAAACCGCCGACGGGACCAUCGACUGGCUCAUCGACUCCACCGACUUCAUCGAGCUCAUCAUCAGUCUCCUCCACCCCUCCCGCACCCCGGACCUGCACCGAUCGGUCGCCGACUUCCUCAAGGACGUCAUCGCCUUCUGCACCAACCAAGUCGUCUCCAGCGCGCCCUCGCCCAACCUGCCCAACCAGAAGGCCUCCUCCUCCACCGGCUCCCCGCCCGGCUCCGAGGCGGGCGGGCCCAACAACCCCUCAGCCAGCUCGCCCGACCUCGCCGCCCGCCCCGUUCCUGGCCCGUCUACCCAGCCACCAUCCGAGCACUCCGACGACCACCCCAAAUUCAUCUCCACCAGACUCAUGCGCGAACUGUCGAGCUCGGCAGUCGUCGCCAAACUGCUCUCCUUCGGCCUCGACACGCCCGUCUCGGAGGACGACGACGUGAUCACUAGCGCCAGUCUAGCCUCCUCGCUCAUCAACUCCCUCUCCGUCGUCAUCGACCUCAUCCGCCGGAACAACUCGGACUACUCUGAGCACCAGCUGAUGGUCUAUCUGCGCGACUAUCCGCCCGCUCCGAGAGGAGAGGAGGAGGAAGCCCAAGGCCGGCCUCUGAGCGAGAGUGCACCGCGGGUAGUCCCGUUGAUCGGCCUGUUGAAUGCGAUCGGGGACCGGCUGGGCGACUUACAGAAACUGAUCAAGGCUCCGCGCUCGGCGACCAAGCCUCUGCCAACGGUCGUCGGCCUGUCGGUGCCGUUGACCCAAGAACGCUUCCGGCUGAUCGAGCUCUAUGCCGAGCUGCUCCACUGCUCCAACAUGGCCCUCGUCAACAGACUCGACUCGGAACCCAGACCGAUGUACAAUAACGACGGCGAACUCGUCGGAGGCUUCGACGCUUUGCUCGCCUUCUUCGGCCCCAACGCCACUGAUGACCCCCUCGAUGAUAAUGACUCGGCCGACGCGCCCAUCUCGAUCACUGACUCAAAAGAACCACCAUCAGAGGCAAAGCUACCAUCAUCAUCAUCCUCACCAGGCAAGUCCUCACCAGGGAAGCUCUCUCCAGGGCAAUCUUCACCAGAGAAACCUUCGCCGGGGGGAUCGUCACAAGCAGGAAGCGUACCAGCGGCAGGCGCCGGCCCGGCAGUGCCAGCAGGGGUGCGAAUGAAAGAGCUGUUUCUGGAGCACAAAGUGUUGGACAGCUGUUUCGAGCUCUUCUUCGACUUCCCCUGGAACAACUUCCUGCACAACGUGAUCUACGACCUGGUCCAACAGACCCUGAAUGCCAAGUUCAGCUGCCUCACGCCCAGCGGAUCGGCUAGUCUUAAGCUCGCCCAAUCGUUCUUCACGAAGACUCGGAUCGUCGAUCGUUUGUUGGAUGGAAUCGAUGCUAAUCAGCUCUAUCAAAUGAAGCCGAAGAAUGGACGAUUGGGUCACAUGGGCCAUCUGAUUUUGAUCGGCGACGAGGUGCUGAAAGCGCUCGAGAACAAUCCGGAAGAGUUUGAGAUGAUCGGCCGGGAGCUGGAGACGAAUGAGCGCUGGAAAGCGUUUGUGCGAGGGCCGAUCGACGAGGCGCGGGAGCAUGCGAAGCUCCCGUUAGGAGGCGUGAUGCCGGUGAUGGCCGGAGGGUUGUUGGAGGGCACGGUAGCACCGGCGACGGACGAGGUCGAGUCUAGUCUCCUCUCCGCCUCGACAAGCAGUCCUCCUGGUAGUACUGGCGAGGGCAGCAGCUCUAUCCUCGUCGAUGGGAGCGGCAAAGACUCGGCGAACGGGAAGGGCAAGAAAGUAGCACAGGGCCGGACGAAGAAAGACGGGGGGAAAAGCUCAGAUGAAGCCGAGAAGUCGGCGCGUGUUCCUGCAAAUAAGGCCCCUCCGCCCUCUCUUUCUCCUCAGCCAAAACACGCCGAUUACGAUGACGAUCAGUGGGACUCUAGUCGCGCCUCUGACCCCUCCAACUUCCGCUCCUCUAUCCUCUCCGAUCCUACCGAUGCCGCCGGCUUCCCCAAGAUGGCCCCUAGUAUUAUCUCCAAUCCUACCCCCUUCGGCUUCGAUGACCGCUUCGAUGCCUCCGUUCGUUCCUUUCCUCAGCCGUUCCAAGAAGACUUCGAUCUCAGUGAAGGUGAUGGCCAACAGCCAGGCGGAUUUGAUGACGACUUCGGGGCGCUCCAGGAAGCGGAGAUGCCGGCGGGAGGAUCGACGAGCGCCAAACGAGGGACCCCGCGCCCGGGGACCGCGCCCUACCACCCGCAGGGCUCCGCCGUCCGCCUUCCGGCUUCCUCAGGGGAGGAGACUGGGCAGGAAGAGGAAGAGUGGGGAGAGUUCGCCGGCCCGUCCCCCGCGAUCACUCUCACCCCCUCCCCGAACACGUCUGUCCCUCAGAACCCAGCCCUUCACGAUGACGAUGAAGACCGCUGGAACGACUUCGAUCUCUUGCAUCAGAACCGACAGACCAACAAAGCCAUCAUCAUCAUCACCGAUGAAGCAAGUUUGGUCCUUGUUGGUCCGUCAGUGUAA